ACGGACCAAUCCCUGCAGCGCUUGCUCAGAGGAACCCAGAUCCAACAUGGCGGAGGGAACUGGGUGUAAAUAAACACACGUUAGACGUUUUAAAAGCUAUAGCUAACAACACUCGCAUUUUUGUGUAUAUGACAUAUUGUACCGGGGAAGUAAAAUGUCAACUGACGGAAACAAGAAACAAUUCUGGAAAAGAAACACAGCUAAGGUCCCUGGCAGCAUACAACAUGUGUAUGGUGCUCAACAUCCUCCUUUCGACCCUCUUCUGCAUGCUAAUCUAAUCAAAGCAGGCAACAAGCCCCAGAUGACACCGGGAGGGAAGCCAAAGAAAGCCACCACCUUCCAGGAGUUUGAGAGCAUCACCAGCGAUGCCUGGGAUGUGGGGGACGAUGACGACGAGCUGCUCGCCAUGGCCGCACAGAACCUCAACAUCGAGGUCGUCAUGGAAACCGCCAACAAGGUUAUCGAGAACCACAGCAAGCAGCAGGAGAAGCAGAGACAGGACGAUGCUGGCGCGUCAGAGCUGGAGGAAAGAGAGGAAGAGGAUGCAAAUGAAGAAGAGGUGGAAGAAGAGGAAGAGGAGGAAUCGACCCCUGAGGUGUCGUUUGCCUCUGAGCCCAGCCCGCUCAGCGAUGGCAGACUUGUGAAGUCACUGAGUGAGGCCCCCAUCGGAUCACCUAAGGAUGCGGCCGGAGAGAGAGCGUCGCUCCACAGACAGCAGUCCCUGCCCCACCGGCCCACCAUCCCCAUGGUGGCUCGUAUAGCUGACCAGAACACCUCCGGGACCCCAGCCAUGACAGAGAGAGAGGCCUCUCGCCUGGACAAGUUCAGACAGGUCCUGGCUGGACCCAACACUGACCUUGAGGAAUUACGAAAGUUGAGCUGGUCUGGAAUUCCACGCCAGGUUCGUCCAAUCACGUGGAAGCUCCUUUCGGGUUACCUUCCUGCCAACACCGAGAGGAGAGAGAGCACGCUACAAAGGAAGAGACAGGAAUACUUUGGUUUCAUAGAACAGUACUACGACUCACGCAAUGACGAGCACCACCAAGACACAUACAGACAGAUUCACAUUGACAUACCAAGAACUAAUCCCCUUAUUCCUCUCUUUCAACAAGCUUCUGUCCAAGAGAUCUUUGAGCGUAUCCUGUUCAUCUGGGCGAUCCGCCACCCGGCCAGCGGCUACGUGCAGGGCAUCAACGACCUCGUCACGCCUUUCUUCGUCGUCUAUGUCUUUGAGUACAUCAAGGAGGAGGUGGAGAACUUUGACGUGUCCAGCUUGCAGGAGGAGACUUUGCGGAACAUCGAGGCUGACAGUUUCUGGUGCAUGAGCAAGCUGUUGGACGGCAUUCAGGACAACUACACAUUUGCUCAGCCGGGGAUCCAAAGAAAAGUCAAGGCUCUGGAGGAGUUGGUCAGCAGGAUCGAUGAAAUGGUGCACGUCCACAUGCAGCAGUAUGAAGUGGAGUAUCUCCAGUUUGCCUUCCGUUGGAUGAACAACCUGCUGAUGAGAGAGCUGCCGUUACGCUGCACUAUACGCCUCUGGGACACCUACCAGGCUGAACCAGAGGGAUUCUCUCACUUCCAUCUCUACGUGUGUGCUGCUUUCCUGGUACGAUGGAGGAAAGAGAUUCUAGAUGAGAGAGAUUUCCAGGGUCUGAUGAUCCUGCUGCAGAACCUACCCACCAUGCACUGGGGCAACGAGGAGGUCAGCGUGCUCCUGGCCGAGGCCUACAGGCUGAAGUUUGCCUUCGCUGACGCCCCCAACCACUACAAGAGAUGAGUGUGGCCCAUGUGGCCCCUGACAGUUAGCUACUGAACCUCUGACAGAGGGCCCCUGGAGGACGGAUGGACCCCCUCCUCGACUUUCUUGUCCCUCGGCAGUCCACGACCAUUGCUACUAGUAGAUUAAAACAAAAACAACAUUUACGUCCCAAAUGGCACCCUAUUCUUUACAAAGUGCAUUACUUUUGACCAGAGCCACAAGUAGUGCACUAUGUAGGGAAUAGGGUGCCAUUUGGGUGCAUCCAACCAGUGCUUCUUGGUAUGUGUGUACCGUUCCAACCGACUGUUCUUCUUAACUCCUCUUCUCUUUGUUCUUAACAAUGAAAUUACAUUUGUGCAACACUUCAACAACAUCAAUGCCUGUCCCAUCGAAGUAGACCCCAACCAAAAAAGAAAGACCUCCAGUCAGUGUGAUAAUGGAGAUCUUGCUGCAGAACAAUGGAUGACUGUUCUAGACUGUCCUGUACUGUACUGUUUGUCCCUGACUGGCCACAGCAGCCUCAACAUGUCCCGAGACCUAAUUAAUUAAUUGUAGGCCUGAACUAACCAGUGUGGGGGAGGGGGAAAUAGAGAUCGAGACCUGCACUAGGUUGAUAUCUGUCACUUUUAAUUCCUAAGGAAACUGAGGACACACACGUCAUCAUUCUAGUCAUCUCUAGCUGGCAUCGAGCUCUUCUCUCAUCUCCACGCUCCGUGCUUUCAGUUCCAGACAAGCGGUCAAUCCCCCAGAGACAAGUGGGUUUUUAGUUAAAAACAGAAACACAUUCACUUACAAGGCAAUAAUUAGCUAAUAGGGAGAUCAGAAAGUAUGUUUCAUUCUGACUCUGACAUGGUCCGCAGGGGUGGGUCUAAUAAUAUAAGGUCUAACACCACUCUCUGAACUCUAUUGUAUUAUGUCAGAUAUUUGUGAUAUUUGUCAGUUGGCUGAGGGAAGGACGAGUGUCGCGUUACUCUGCCUGACGUACGAUCGUCUCUGAACCUAGGACUCACUACCUAACUCCAUCAGUCUAUCAGUUAGACACGUUGGCACAGCACCAUGCAGUGGUGAGCAGUCACCUUUUAGGCCAGGAUAUUUCCUAGUUAGGUCACAUGGUCUGAAAACAAAAAACUCCAGGCCGUAGCCCUUUAUACUCGUAACCGUAUACGGGUUGAUAAUGGCAGAUUUGGGCACUGAUAAACAACUAAAUUGGAACGCAGUGGCUGUACAGUAACGUGCUAUACAUGUCAGAGCUCUGGCUCUGCGCUUCAUAGUGCUGUAUGGGUUUUUGACUGACAGCUGUUCUGAACUUGAGUUCAAAUAUGCACUUCACAUUUCCAUAUCAUGAAACUCAUGCCAUAUAUAGUGUCAACGUUUAUGAUCACUAUGUUUGAUGUACAGUUACAGGAUGGCAUGGCGUCAUACACAGCGUUGUCUGAACAGAAUGAGCCUAUGUUUGUUUAUUGUGAAGAAAAUUUGCCGCGGCAGACGCACUUGAAUGCACUCAAGACUCCUUUCUUUGCGCACCAAGAUUAUCAUCUGGUUCCCUGAAUUGCAUUGUGAAAGCAAGUAAUAUCGCAGGGUUGUGUUCCAAACAAAACAACUACAAGUGUAUUUGCGCUAGUUCCUCAACGGCACAGCUAGGAGAGCUCAUAAAGGCACCUUAUAGUUGAAGACAUAGUGCUUUGAAAUUACCUAGGAACUGUGCACACUGGAGAGGCAUGUGGCCACAAGGAGACACCAGUUAGUCCUCUCACUCAAACCCUUGUAAUCGUUUUGUCUUAUGUUGCACCUACCCCACAUUUUCCAGGAAUGUUCUUAUCAUGUUACUGAAUAUAUCCAGAGUAUUUUCAGAUUUUGUUACCAACAAAUGCAGCGAAAGUACAGUAAAUGUAGAACGCACAUAAAAUCAAGCGUAAUCAUUUUCCCAUAAACUCCUAACUGUUCCCUUUCAAUUGCUACCAUGGUCAUGCAUAUGCUUUUCAUAUUUCUUCUGUAAGAAACAUUUCAAUUUAGCCCUAUCCAUAUAGUCCAAUUUCCACGAGUGUAAAGGAUUAAAAAUGACUCCCCAAAACACAGAAGUAGGACCAUGAGUUUUGUUUUGUUCUGGUCAGGCUACGUGGUCAGGCAAAACUCCUGGACUAUGACAAUUUGUAACUGCUCAUAUCCCAGAACUAGGGCCCAUAGUUAGAUUUUUGGAAAAUAAAAACUAAAUUGCUGACAUGGGUCAUUGUACCCAGUCCAGUAGCUUUGUUCUUUAUUCAGUCUAUUCAUAAACACUUACUGACUGAGGGUGUUAGGGUGUAAUACAUUAACUCUCUCCAUUUGUCUUAAUUUGACUGCUUAGGGUUUUUAUUUGAUGUACCAAACAAGUUUGUUUUUGCCUGAGGUAGCAACUACCACCACCAUAUUGGUGUAGAGCCCUCAAACUCAACUCUGGACUCAACUCAGUUCCACUCCUGUUUUUCAUUGUUCCCCUCUAAUCAGGGACUGAUUUAGACUUGAGACAACCGGUGGGUGCAAUUAACUAUCAGGUAGAACAGAAAGCCAGCAGGCUCUGCACCACGUGGGGUAAGAGUUGUAUACCCCUUGUGUAGAGGAUUAAUAUAUGAUGUAAAUUAGAUGUUAAAAUAAUAUGUACAACUUGUAUCAUCAAAUACAUCCUGUCAGGUAACACUGGAGACCAAUAAUUGUUGCAUGAACCCCUCGAUGAUGUGUGUUGUUGAUAUGUGGGUUGGGAGUGAAUGUAUAGAUGGGGCAGCUUAAUACUAUCAGUAUUUGAACCUCCUCAGUUUCUUUUGAUCAUGACGGUAAUGUUUUUGCGCUCCAUGUCAGUUCCAGGCCCAAUUUCCAAUUCUCACAUUGAAUAGAAAUGGAAAAAAACUGCACUUGAUAAAAGUACAUUUUCUUCCCUUUUUUUGUACGAAAUAUAUUAUUUGGAAUCAGCUUUAAAAAUCAGUCUCUCUCCUCCCUUUUUGAUAUACUGUUUACAUGAGCCUCUUAAGUUGUGCCUAAUGUAGAGAGAGCAGAUCAUCAUAGAUAUUUAUUUUACCUUAAUUUAUGCUCUGCAAAUGAAACGAGAACGUUUAUUCAGUUGAUGCAUUCACUGUCUGUGUUUGCUAAGCCAUGACAGUGUUUGCAUCCAAAAUGGCCCCCUAUUUCCGAUAUAGUGCACUACUUUAUGGGCUCUGGUCAAAAGUAGUGCACUAUAUAGGGAAUAGGGUGCCAUUUGGGAUGCAACCAGUGAGUCCACAGAAUCACAUCAGUAAUUCUAGCAGCUGCCUUCUCUGGUAUCCUUAUGUGUUUCAACUUGGUUUGAUGUUCCCAACAAUCCUUACAGACACACCUUCUGUAAAAGUCACAAGCCCUUGGUUACCAUGGUUACUGUGGUGACCAGGUGUCCGUCCGCUGGCUGGAGCCCUCGGACACACAUACUGGACAUUGCAGUCAGCAUCUCAUAGGGCAUGACCUAACAUGUUUGGUCUCCCUCCUAAAGCUUUUUUUUUUAAGGUUUGAAUUUCACUCUUUCUUUUGUUCUGUUUCUUUUCAGAGAUGUUAAAAUGUUUCUGACCAAACUAAGACUGGUCCUCUUUCCCUUCUGACCUCUGACUAAGACAUCUGAAAGUGUGAAUCUCAUACAGUGGAGAGGGAUUGUGAUUAUUCUUUUUUUAAAUGUAUGUGUACAGAGCAAAUGAAUUUUGAAACAAAGAUCUGUAAAUAGAAAAGUGUAAAUAAAUGCUAUAUAUGACCAAA
Molecule: messenger RNA, 5509 nt
Organism: Salmo salar (Atlantic salmon)
Lineage: Eukaryota; Metazoa; Chordata; Actinopteri; Salmoniformes; Salmonidae
Product: TBC1 domain family member 22B
Biological process (GO): activation of GTPase activity
Molecular function (GO): GTPase activator activity
Source: RefSeq, a predicted model, not a curated record